Pelagomonas calceolata is the source of this 1690-nucleotide messenger RNA. The record is from the annotation of a GenBank genome assembly. NCBI's taxonomy places the organism in Eukaryota, Pelagophyceae, Pelagomonadales, Pelagomonadaceae.
CAGCCAAAAAGCGCCGCUGCUCGGCGCCGGCUGCUGUGCUUGACGCGUUUGCCCGUGCAUUCGACGCUUCGAACUCUCCGGCACUGCUCCUCAACGCGUGCGGGCCGCUUCACGUCACACAAUCACCAAUCACUGUCAGUGGCUCUCGGACACUUAUAUAGGUGCUCAGCUUAAGAAACCAUGCCGCGGACGCGCAGCUCGAUUGCGCGUGCAGCCCCCAAGCCCCACAAAUUGCCCACUGACAUCUUGACGCGCGUCGCGGCCUACGCGUGCGACGACGAGCUCGCCCGGCUCGCGCUGUCCGCGAAAAGCGCUCUCGCAGCGUUAGACAACCAGCAGAUCUGGGCCGCGGCGGUGCGGACGAAUCACGGCGGCUUGCGGAUUCGCGCCGACGAGCCGAGCGGUCUCAAGGCGGCCGCGCGCCUCGCCGAGGCGCGCACGAACAGGGGCCCGGUCUACGGCUGCCACGCGCUCGCGUCGGACGUGACGUCCUACGGCGGCGGUCCCUACUGGGUCGACGGGUUGUUCCAGCCCGAGCCGUGGCGCGUGUUCUAUGGAGCUAUGGGGGACGGGCGCGUCCUCUGCGCCGCCACGUUUCUGACGGGGGGUACCUACGACCCCGACCGCCAGUGGAUGAUCGAUGCGCUCCUUGAGCUGUUCGAUAAUUGGGAUUUACAGAGGAACUACUCGCAGUGGAUCGGGACGUGUCCGGAUACCGUGGAGGCGGUCUUCCUUCGCGAAUGCGGCCCCAGUGGAACGGCGGCACGCUGGGGCCAGCGGGUUAGUCAAAAGUGCGAGGAGAUUGAGGGCCGCUUCGAAGCGGGCGAGUCGCGGUCGCGGAUCGGGCUAGCCGCGACCGCGUUCGAGGAGCGCGAGGGCGUGACGGUGGACACGCGCGUCGAGGCGUUGUGCGGCGGCGCGCGCCAGGCGACCGUCGUCGUGACGGCUAUCGUAAUCCGCCGACCGUCGGACUACGCGACGCGCCCCGGCCGCCUCUUCCUCGUGUUCGGGUGCCGGCGCCCGCCGCGGGUGACUGACGUCUCCGACGGCCGCCUGAAGCGACUUGCUGGUGAUGCGACGGCGUUGUGUCGCACGCUCAUGGACAACCCGAUUCGUAAGUGGGUUGGGGGUAUCGCGGGAAUGUUGGGGCUCGGAUGUACGGCUGCUCGAUCUCUGCGGGCAACCCGCCACAAGAGUGAGGUAUACGCAUACCAGCUCUUUGGAAGCGACGAGGAAAUCUUCCCGCUGGCUAUUUGCGGCUUCCGGCAAGACAUCGACCCGGAAGUUACGGACUUUCGCGCAGAGCUCUGGAAACCGGUGGCGAUCCAAGGGAUCAUCGUCGCUGUUCUCGAAGUCGACAAUGGCGAUCCAGCCAUAGGCGUCAACGUCGACAUGGAGUACGUCGGCGUCGAGGGCUACACCUACGAGUAAGUAUCACAACAUGUUAUCCGAUCCCGCGAGCGACGUGCGCCGCCCAAUGCAACGCCUCCCGAAAGCGGGGUUUCUCGUCCCAGGCCUGCUGCGUCGGCGCCGGCGUCGCCUUGAUGCCGCGCUCUCUCCGUAUCCGCUCGGCGAGGUCGAAGUCUGGGCCUUCGUCGGGGUAGCUGGGCUUCGGCGGCACCCACUUCGUCGCGUAGAGCGACUCCUCCUUCCGCCAGGCCUUGACCCAGUCCGCUUCGCCCUCGUACUG